Daldinia loculata is the source of this 1002-nucleotide messenger RNA. RefSeq lists its product as uncharacterized. The transcript is spliced from 2 exons. Lineage: Eukaryota; Fungi; Ascomycota; Sordariomycetes; Xylariales; Hypoxylaceae. The record is from RefSeq and is a predicted model, not a curated record. Bases 1 to 1002 code for a protein of 333 amino acids.
AUGCCUGACCCUGUAUCUUGCGCAAGCUGUGGCAAGCCAGCAACGACAAGAUGCUCCGGUUGUUUGAACGCACCAGAGCAUCAACCUGACGAUGCGCCAGUGACCGCCUACUGUGAUUCCAAAUGUCAACACCAGCAAUGGCCGGCACACAAAGCGCAGUGUCGCAUAUUGAUGAAGCGAAAAACGCUUCUAAGGAUUGCGGAACUGCUAAAGACCGCCUUGUUCGCUUAUCGUGAAUGCGUAUAUGACAUGCCUCUGACCGGGGUCAAGUAUGAGGAAGGUAUCCUCCGCUUACUGAUGGAUCCAAGGAAGAUCCCAUACCGUCCCUGGCAGAUACCCUUUCCAAGCGACCUGAGCAUUAGUCCUCAGCAUAAAGAAGCAGUUCUAGCAACCAACCAAUGCACAACUGCCCAAUGCCUUCUCGGCCCCUUGGCUCGCUAUCUUCUCGGAGGAAUCAAAUCAAUAUUCAAGGUUGUCGAAGUACAUGCCGAGCCAGUCGUUCCGUGGAAAGUCGUAUGGUUGAACGGUUCUAAGGACGAAUCGCGAACCGUCGCCUGUACCGCCGUGACGCACACCAUCCUGCUCGUCUGGGCAAGCGGCGAGGGAUGGGUCGUGGAUAUAACGGGAUGCCAAUUCGGCUUCCGGGACAUCCUCGUCCCGCUGGACAGUUACUUCAAGAAGAGGGUGAAGAGCCUCGUCCGCGGACCAUUCGCGUACACCGAGCACGAAACCAGCGACCUCGACGUCUUCGACUCCAAACUGGCUCUUAACGAUACCGAUACGAAGCGUCUAAAAGCCGCACACGAGCGAGCGGGCCGCUUGCAUUUUGCAAAGUUUGUCCAGGAACGUUUCGACCGCUACGAGUCCCCACGUCCGUCGGAAGAGCUCCUCAGUGGUACCCCGGAGGAGUUCCAGGUUAAGCUUGCUCAGUUCGAGAGCGGCUUGAAAGUACACAUGGCGAGUUUUGUGGACUUUGCUUUUGGAAAGGAACGUUUAAAUUAG